Nicotiana attenuata is the source of this 918-nucleotide messenger RNA. RefSeq lists its product as uncharacterized. The record is from RefSeq and is a predicted model, not a curated record. The transcript is spliced from 6 exons. NCBI's taxonomy places the organism in Eukaryota, Viridiplantae, Streptophyta, Magnoliopsida, Solanales, Solanaceae. The coding region runs from base 270 to 689 and encodes 139 amino acids.
UAAAUUACCCUUUCUCCUUGCGGUCCUCGGCAAGAAGAGAGAAGAGCAGUGUCAUUCUAACACUCUUUCCCUGCCAAUUUCCCUCAUCGCUUUUCUCUGCUAAACAACAGAUUUUAGGCGCCCCUCCAUCUAUUUCCCCGGCUAAAUCCUAGGCGAUAUCGUCUUGCAAAGUCGAGUUGUGAAGAAGAGCUUUUAUUGGUUGUGGUCUAGAACCCACUGCAAAGUAACUUAUAGGGCCUCCACUGUUGUAUCUUACCUGGUGGUUUAAAAUGACAAUCAGUUCGGAAGAGGCAUCAAAGAAAACUUCACGUUCUCAAUUGGUUGUGUUGAACAGGGCAUUCAAAUUGGCUGAGCAAUGGGUUAACAAUAUGGGCUCUUCAGAUGAUGCUAAACCAAAUAAUGUGGUUCUAGAGAGUCGUCCACCUAGGCUUGGAAUUGGUGCUGCAGUUCCACGUCAAUCUCAAACUGUACUCUCAAAUGACCCCGCGGAACGAAAAUUACGUGCUAAAUUGAAUGCUGAGAAAAGAAAAAAAUUGAAGAGCUCUGAAGCAUCAACAAUUUCUGCCAAAGACGGGAAAGUUGAUGAAGAAAGCGAUGAUGAGGAAUUAGAAAGCAAAACAAAAGCGUUUACCAAGAAGAGGCCUGCAGCUUUGCCCUCGUCUCUGCAAGCAAAGAAGAAAAAGAAGUGACUUUGCAUUAUCUAGCAAAUCGAGAUGUGCUAUAGUUUUCCUUUAGUAUAUUAUUCUAAGCCUUCAGCUUCUUGUUGCCAUUUUGGAAGGUGCAGUUCUCUUGAGGUCUCAGUCUCCAGUUAAGAGAAAAGUUUUGAGUUCUGAGUAGCUGACUUAGAGUUUCAAUUCUGUUUGUAAGAGUAACAAAUUCUAUUAGUGAUGUUUAUUUCUGAAUAAUGUUCUUCCCUCC